AUGAAGUUCCUCAGUAUCGUCGUCUUAUCCUCCCUCGGUGUAGCUCUCGGUAGUUCCAAAGAGUAUUGCCAGCAGCUUUGCGACGAGACUCCCUCCUGUGCCACUUCCAGCUGGGGUUCAUACUGCAAGGGUAACGGUGUAUGCUUCGGUCUCCUGCAGAAGGGUGACGGUGAGUACUGCUUCCAACCAACCGACCCUUCAUGUGAUGACUCUGUUUACCAGCCGGUCUCUUGCCCAGUAGUGCCUCCAUCUUGUGAGGAUGUCUGUGAUGAUCUGACGAGCUGUCGAACCUCAAAGUGGGGCUCCUAUUGUAAGAGUUGGCAGAAUCCUCCUGUUUGCUUCGGUAUUCUCCAAAAGGCCGAUGGCAGUCUGUGUUUCGAGAGCACAGAGCCUGAGUGUGCUGGCACUCCUUACCCCUGCCCUAGUCUGUAG
This is a messenger RNA of Perkinsus marinus ATCC 50983, 432 nucleotides long. RefSeq lists its product as hypothetical. Bases 1 to 432 code for a protein of 143 amino acids. The record is from RefSeq and is a predicted model, not a curated record. The transcript has a single exon. Lineage: Eukaryota; Perkinsozoa; Perkinsida; Perkinsidae.